Molecule: messenger RNA, 1026 nt
Organism: Eurytemora carolleeae
Lineage: Eukaryota; Metazoa; Arthropoda; Copepoda; Calanoida; Temoridae
Product: divalent metal cation transporter MntH-like
Exons: 2
Coding region: 106-663 (185 amino acids)
Biological process (GO): metal ion transport
Cellular component (GO): membrane
Molecular function (GO): metal ion transmembrane transporter activity
Source: RefSeq, a predicted model, not a curated record
CUAAAGGUCGAAUCAAAGAGACAAUUCACGUGAAAUUCUACCUGUCGUAGUGAUAACACCGACCUGGGAGCUACUAGUUAAAAACCGGUGCAGUGUAUUGAAAACAUGAAGUUAAUACUACCAAACCUCUUUAAAGAAAUAGCAUCACUCCUGUACUGGACUAUGCUGGCGGCCUGUACAGUAGGCCCGGGUACAGUUGUAACCUGUGCAAGAGCAGGAGCAGAGUACGGUAUGAGUAUGAUCUGGGCUCUUGUAUUCGCUUCUAUCCUUGCAUAUAUUCUACAAGAAGGAACUGCAAGGCUAAGUAUUGUCUCUGGAAAAUCGCUUGGUCAAUGUUUAAGAAUGAAGUACAGACACGGUUGGAAGAUAUAUGAAACAGCGAUCAUCUGUUGGUUGGUUGGACUAGGUGUAUUUUUUGGGAACACCCUUUACGAGUGCAACAAUUGGGCCGGAGGGAUCGCAGCGAUCCUUUCCAUUCCUGGCGCUGAGGAUUCUGUGGCGAUCCGGGUAGGAUGCAGUUUCGCUUAUGCCGCGAUCGUUCUGGCUCUUCUGUACUGGGAUAAAGUGGAUAUGCUGGGAAUCUUUCUUGGUAUUGUUAUGAUGGCAAUGGCAAUCCUCUUCCUUGUAGUGGUCGCAGAGAUGGAUAUCAACCUUACAGAGUAAGAUCGUACUUCAGUUCAGACUACAUUUUUCAUAUAUCUACAUAUUAUACAUAUUUUAUGCAAAUUUAUAAUCGCCCCGGCUCCGGUCCCAUGUAAAUAUGUUCAAUGUCCUUUGUUUUCUCGACGUAUCGGAAGAAAUUAGUAUUCACGUGAUCUUAUAGAUGUAUACAAUACAAUACAGUUAAAACCUAACUCAGGUGCAUAAAAUAGUUAAUUGUAAAGUACGGAAUGUUAUUCCUUUAACAAUAAUUUAAGCCUUCAAUAUACCUAGAUCUCUAUGCAUUUCGCCAACUUUUAGUAUUCUGUUGACGUAUUAUACUUUAACGUCAGCAUUCUUCUAAACCUUAAAUGUAGGCUUCAAAAA